GAGCGCACUUUCCACGAGAAGACGCUCAAGUAUUUCUGAAGAAGUGAAUUUGGCUGCUUUAAACCGGGAAGCUUGAGGAACUCGAGGAAGUGUUGCCAUGGCAGCUGUGGCUGUGCUGAGGAACGACACACUACAGGCAUUUCUUCAGGAUCGCACUCCCAACUCCUCGCCGGAAAACGGCAAACACUCUCCUCUGGCGCUACUAGCGGCGACGUGUAACCGGGUCGGUCAUCAUCAUCACGGAUCCACACCCACGGACUUUAUUCAAGUUCCCUACGACGUGACCCUCGGGUCUCCGUCACGGAUUUUCCACCCUUGGAGUAACGAGGCGAAUCCCCAGUCCUCGCUUUCCAACAAUUCUUCCUUUGGACUAUCCUCGAAAUCUCACCUGCAGGGCUCCUACACCACCCACCACGAGCUCCCCUUAACCCCUCCGGCCGACCCCACGUAUCCUUAUGACUUCUCUCCGGUCAAGAUGUUGCCAUGCUCCAUGCAGUCGUUACAGUCAAGCUGCCCGCCGACCUACGUGCCCGCCGUCACCUACGCAGCGCCGCCCCCCAUCCCGCCCGGUUUCAUCCCGGGACACUCAGGCCUGGUCCAUCAGCAGCAGAGACAGCUGUCUCCAAACCCCGGGGAGGAUAUACCGUGGUGGAGCCUUCAGCAAGGAAACCACGUCAGCCACCCGGCGAGCCUCGGCCCCCACCGCUUCCCCAUCCAGAGGGGCUUGGUGUUGGGACACACAGACUUUGCACAGUACCAGACUCAAAUCGCAGCCCUCCUCCACCCCAAAUCCCCCCUGGCCACCGCCAGGCGCUGCCGGAGAUGCCGGUGUCCUAACUGUCAGUCGUCCAGCUCCAGCGACGAGCCCGGGAAAAAGAAACAGCACAUCUGUCACAUCCCCGGAUGCGGGAAAGUAUACGGCAAAACCUCCCACCUGAAGGCACACCUGCGCUGGCACUCAGGAGAGAGACCCUUCGUGUGUAACUGGCUCUUCUGUGGGAAGAGUUUCACCCGAUCGGACGAGUUACAGAGGCACCUGAGAACUCAUACCGGGGAAAAACGCUUUGUGUGUCCGGACUGCUGCAAGAGGUUCAUGAGGAGCGACCAUUUGGCCAAACAUGUGAAGACGCACCAGAACAAGAAGAGCAAAAGUCACAAAAAGACCUCUGAUUACAUCAAAAGACAAGACCUGAGACCUGUGUAG
This is a messenger RNA of Sinocyclocheilus anshuiensis, 1204 nucleotides long. RefSeq names its product Sp5 transcription factor a (gene sp5a). Gene Ontology annotation, biological process: regulation of transcription by RNA polymerase II. The record is from RefSeq and is a predicted model, not a curated record. The transcript has 2 exons. Gene Ontology annotation, molecular function: DNA-binding transcription factor activity, RNA polymerase II-specific; RNA polymerase II cis-regulatory region sequence-specific DNA binding. The coding region runs from base 98 to 1204 and encodes 368 amino acids. NCBI's taxonomy places the organism in Eukaryota, Metazoa, Chordata, Actinopteri, Cypriniformes, Cyprinidae.